Molecule: messenger RNA, 303 nt
Organism: Knipowitschia caucasica
Lineage: Eukaryota; Metazoa; Chordata; Actinopteri; Gobiiformes; Gobiidae
Source: the annotation of a GenBank genome assembly
AUGCAGUGUGUGUGGCUGCUGCUCCUGCUCUCCUCUCCUCUCUGCGUCUCCUCCUCUGCUCCUCCCUCCCUCCUGCACCUCCUGGGCCUUGCAGACAGAGCACAGCACCUCCUGGGGGGCCAGCCGGAGCCCAGUGAGCAGGAGGAGGUCCUGGAAGUGCAGCGGCAGAGCAGAGAGCAGUCUCCCAUCUCCAUAGACCUGACCUUCCACCUCCUCCGGAACAUGAUCCACAUGGCCAAAGUGGAGAGCCAGAGGGAGCAGGCGCUGGUCAACAGGAGGGUGCUGGACGAGGCGGGGAAGUGA